Misgurnus anguillicaudatus (oriental weatherfish) is the source of this 5237-nucleotide messenger RNA. RefSeq names its product BMP2 inducible kinase (gene bmp2k). The record is from RefSeq and is a predicted model, not a curated record. Gene Ontology annotation, biological process: protein phosphorylation. Gene Ontology annotation, molecular function: protein kinase activity; ATP binding. Lineage: Eukaryota; Metazoa; Chordata; Actinopteri; Cypriniformes; Cobitidae.
AAGUUAGGUUGUCAGACAGGCCGAUUGGGCAAUAACAAACCUCCCACUGACUCUACGGCGAGUCACGAGAGUUCGAACUUUAUCAGCGUGACUGGGGAGUUCCAGAGCACGAGGACGAGCUCUGUGAUUCAAAAUUAAUAACCGACGCAUAACCGUUAACCUAGUCGAACUACUUCGACUUUAUUUUUGUAUUUAUUUUUUUAUUAUGAUAAACGGUACCCUCUUCAAGCACAGGAAGACAGUAGGCUAGCGAGCUGGCUAACUAAACUAUCCUAAGGGGAAGUGGCAGCAGUCAUCAUUUUAAGAGUUUCGCUAUCAGGCUCGACUGCUAGCGUAGCCUCCGCCUACACACCCACUUUUCGCUCGUUUGUUGUUUACACUAGUGUCGAAUAACCUGGACUUCAACAAGCUUUGGCUUUCUGCUGAAUACAAAAGCAUGGUUUGGCUAUAUAGAGCAUUCCACCGUUGUUAGCAAGCUAACGAGGCGAAUGCUCUAUACAGCUCGUCGCUAGCCAGCUGCAACUGGAGUCGGCCUGACAAUACAGUGGCGUGGACUGUGUAAGUCUUUCUGUUGUUGUCACUUAUUAACGACCAAAACGCUGGUCUGACGGUUUACUUCUAUGCAGUUGUGUUACUGGGCUUCGGGGGAAAUAGGAAGCGUUCGGCUACGCCUUCCUGCGUCCUUUUGGCGCUGAAGUGCCAGGCGCAUCUCAGGAGAGCUGAUCUCUCAGCAUGCUGGACUGAAAGAGCGGUGAUGAACAUAUUGAGGUUUUAGUCGUCUUCGACUGUUUGGAUCUGUCUCGAUUGUCAUUUGGGAAGACAGAAACACAGAGGCAAGAAUGAAGAAGUUUGCUCGUAUGCCAAAGUCGGAGAGCGGAAGUCUCGGGGGUGGCUCUGGAUCUGGUACUGGCAGCAGCAACUACAUUGGAAGGGUGUUCGCCGUCGGUCGAUACCAAGUCACGGUGGAAGAGCUGGUCGCUGAAGGUGGUUUCUCCAUGGUGUUUCUGGCCCGUACACACAGUGGUGUAAGAUGUGCCCUGAAAAGGAUGUAUGUGAACAAUGUCCACGAUCUGAACAUCUUUAAGCGGGAGAUCACAAUUAUGAAAGAAUUGUCAGGCCAUAAAAACAUAGUGCGGUAUCUGGACUCAACCACCAGUGCAGUGGGAGACAGCGUAUGGGAGGUUCUGAUUCUCAUGGAGUAUUGCAAGGCUGGUCAGGUGGUGAAGCAAAUGAACCAGCGCCUGCACGUAGGAUUCACUGAGGCGGAAGUGCUCGGUAUAUUCUGUGACACUUGUGAAGCUGUUGCCAGACUACACCAGUGCAAAACUCCAAUCAUCCACAGAGAUCUGAAGGUAGAAAACAUCCUCCUAAAUGACCAGGGACACUACGUCUUGUGUGACUUUGGCAGUGCUACACAUAAAGUGCUCCUUCCGCAUAAAGAUGGAAUUACUGCUGUGGAGGAUGAGAUCAAGAAGUACACAACUCUUUCAUAUCGUGCCCCAGAGAUGAUUAACCUGUACCAAGGGAAAGCCAUCACCACAAAGGCUGAUAUCUGGGCACUUGGAUGCUUGUUGUACAAGCUGUGUUUCUUCACACUUCCAUUUGGGGAGAGUCAAGUCGCCAUAUGUGACGGAACCUUCACUGUUCCGGACGGUUCAAAAUUCUCAUCCAAGUUGCACAGUUUAAUCAGAUACAUGUUGGAGCCUGAUCAAGAAAAGAGACCUGACAUCUAUCAAGUGUCUUACUUUGCCUUUCGGUUAGCUAGAAAGGAGUGCCCUGUGCCAAAUCUCUUUAGUUCCCCCCUUCCCACUUCAUUGCCAGAGCCCCUUACUGCUAGUGAUAUUGCUGCUAAGAAGAGCCAGACAAAGGCCAGAAUAACAGAUUCAGUUGGACCAACAGAAACAUCAAUCGCACCAAGGCAAAGACCAAAAGCUGCAAAUAAUGUUCUGCCUUUGUCCAGCUCUGUAACUCCUGUGAAAAUGACUGUGCCCUCAGCUUCUGGUAAUGGCCAACAGUCAGCUACGCAAAUGCCAAGCAGCAGUCAACAAAACAGAGUUUUACAGCAGCUGCAGCCUGGAGAUCUCCGACUCCAACAGUUACAUCAUCAACAACAACAACAGCAACAGCAGCACAACAUGCACCAUCAACAAAUCGCCGCACAGCAGCUACAUUACAUGCAACAGUAUCAGCAGGCCAUGCAGCAAAGUCUUCAGAUGCAGCAGCAGCAGCAGCAUAUGCUUCAGCAGCAGAUGAUGAUGCAGCAGCCCAUAUAUCAAACCCAGCAGCAACAGCAGGCUCACUACACCGCUCUGAUGCAGCAGUACCAGCAGGCCUUUUCCCAGCAGCAGCAGUUGUGUGCACAAGUCCAGCAGGUGCCCUGUAUUUCCCCUUUGGAGUUUCAGGGCCCCCUUGGCCCCUAUAACCCUGUGGGACCUUCCCCAGUAGAAACCCACUUUGCUAAUAUCAGUCGAAAUCCAGUGUCCACUGGUGAGGUCCUGAGCCCACCACCCCAGACUGUCAGCAAUCCUCUUGAUAUGUCUGGCUGGAACCCAUUUGGAGAAGACAACUUUUCCAAACUCACUGAGGAGGAGCUUCUCGAUCGAGAGUUUGACCUUCUCAGAGCAAAAAAGCCAGUAGAGAGAUCUGUCAGCAUGGAGUCCAGCAGUAUAGACAGACAGCAGCCGGUACUGCAGCCCUCACGUGAGGAUCCUUUUGGCUCCGUGCCGUUCCUGGCCAACGCAGGUGCUGGGGUGCAAACAGCAGAGUGUACGAUUGAGAACCCCAGUGUUGCCGCGGCUGGACUAACAGCCCAACAAGAUGCCACCCUGCCAUCUGUCCAGGAACCCAAACCUGCAAAGAAAAGUAGCUCCACUAGUGUACUGCCUCAGAAAGCAGGAGACGAGUCUGAUAGUGAUUUUGAGUCUGACCCACCCUCUCCCAAAAGCAGUGAAGAAGAGGAGGUGGAAGAGGAAGAAGGUCUUAACAGUGAACAUGAAGACACCGAGCCCGAGAACUUGGGUCAGAGGCCAUUACUCAUGGAUUCUGAGGAAGAGGUAGAGGAAGAUGAGGACAAACCAAGCUCAGACUCGGACUGUGACCGUAGCAAAGCAAAACUUAAGUCACCAAGGCAGAUGAAUGCAAAACCUGCAGGUUUUACUGAAGGAAUUGUGAAAGCUGAGUCUGGAACGAGCGUUAUCAGUCCAUCCGCUUCGCCAAGUGCCACCAUGUCUGCUGCAAACAUCGUUGAUGUAUUUGGUGCUGUUCCUUUUGUUGGCAGUGGUCAACCCAGAGUGUCACCAGAGAGCAUGGAUAUUUUUGCCAAAGCCCCUUUCAGGCAGGCAAGCCAGGAGAAUGCUAUGGAAGAGAUUGAUGUAUUCACCAAAGCUCCUUUUAGCAGAAACCUCUCCAGGUCCAGCAAGAGUGGCGAUGAUCCCAGCGGACAGACCCCGCCUAUUUCCCCUGACACUGUGGAUGUAUUUGGCUUUUCGCCUUUCCAGCCCAGCCACGCAAUACCCACCUCCAAGAACCAGGAUGAUGUUUUUGGUCCAGCAUCUUUUGAUGAAGCAAGCCCCCAGCAACAGAGACAGAAGCAGCGCAGCCUUCAGAAACUCUCCUCACGGCAAAGGCGGACCAAACAGGAGGCCAGUGGCAACAAUGGAAAGCGCCACCACAGCACACCCACUAGUGGCAGAAAGAGCAACAAGCCCACCUUCCGUACCCCCGAACGGGUGCGAAGGCACAAGAAAGUGGGUCGAAGGGACUCGCAGAGCAGCAACGAGUUCCUCAGCACUUCCGACUCCAAGGAAAACAUCAGUAUUUCCCUGGGAGAGGUGAUGGAAAAGGGAGCCGCGCACUCCACUGAGGAGGCCUUGUUGGAUCCAUUCGGAGCCAAGCCUUUUCAUCCACAAGAUGGCAGUCGACACCUGGGAGACAACAAAAGUGAGCUGAAUUCAUCCAACAGCAGGCCAAGGACCAGCUCGCUACAUAGUGUAUUCGAUGGAAAUAAGAUUGACGACUUUGGAGCUGUACCUUUUACCGAAUUGGUGGUCGAAGGUGGAGCUCCACAAACCCCGCAAAUGGAUCUCGACCCUUUUGGAGCCGCGCCUUUCCCCUCAAAGCAGUGAAUGUCUUCCAGUACAUGUUUAGAGAUGGUACACACUCCUACCUUAUGCAAAGUCCAAGCAGCCUUUUGAAAUGACUUAACGUAGGCUAACGGACGGCAGCUUGGGACGUAGGCCUUUAAAUUAGAUAACAUCCAACUUUUGUAGUUUUCUAAGUAUUUUAAUACCUAUUUGGACAGCUUUAACAUUUACUUUUUUUUACUUUUAACCUGUGAUGUAUGAAUGUUUUCGAAUAGUUAUUUGAAGCGUAUAUUUAGCCUUUGCUCACUAGAAAGCCUUCUAUGCUGCAUCGCAAUACGCGCUCUUUACACCGAAAAUGGAGAUUUGAUAACUUUCAUUUUGUAAUCCAUUGUUGACCACUGAGUUGGCGAAACUCCUUAAUGACCUACCCAACAACAUUAACCACCAUGAAGCCUUAUGUGGGUAAUGCCCUUGCCCUGCUUUACAAUAUCUCGAAUACAUAAUGGAUGUUGUAGCCCAUUUGUGUAGACGAAAUCAAACGAGUGUAGGUCUUCUCCAUUUUAAUAUAAUUCAAAUAGACAGUUUUUUAUGCAUAUUUUUACAUUUUUAGGUGCUUUCAAAUCUUUAUGUUAUGACAAUGUUUUUGCUAAAUGAAUUUGUGCAAAGGAACAUUAAAAUGAGAAUUAAUUUGACAAUGCUGUUAAAUAUAAGAAAAAACAGUAUUGUUAUAAAUCACGUUAAUUGCGCUCUUGUAAUAGUAAUUUUUCCCUAAGCUGAACUGAACGUCAUUGGUGAUGUCAGUAUAAAUAAUGCAGAUAUGUUCCACAAUAAUGUACAAUCAGAAACAUAGAGCUUUCACAGAAAGGGAACGAAUUACUGUGCUCAAUGCAAUUUUACAUGUUUGUCAUUUGUUUAGAGCUGUUUUUAAAAUUCAGUUAACAGAAAGUCACCAAGGGUAUCGCACAUGAAAGGUAUUGUAUUUGAACGUUAUAUAUAAAAAAGACAUUUGGAAGAACUGUUAAAGCUAUGGCUAACAUGAAAUUCAAGACCAAAAAGCAUUUUCGUUUUUUGUUUUCAAAGAUUAAAGCUCUUUUUACAUUUCUUUAAUAUGUAGUACUACACUCUCUAACAAUGCAAUAAAAGUUUUUUGGGUCA